Ectocarpus siliculosus is the source of this 4977-nucleotide messenger RNA. The record is from the annotation of a GenBank genome assembly. Lineage: Eukaryota; Phaeophyceae; Ectocarpales; Ectocarpaceae.
AUGAACCACUAUCCGAGAAUGGUAGAAGCUGGAUCCGCACCCCACUUCCUCAACAAACGUGAGCCUCGGUUAGCCUCGCAGCUCAACGAAACAAGUUUGGAUGAAGGCUUGCAUCAAUGGGACCAACCCACGUCUGCCGCGGCGGUUACCCCGUCCUUCAGCCAAGAUAUUGAAGAACUCGAGACUAUCCAGCGUUACAAGCGUAUCAUGCUCGACGAUGCUGCCAGCUCGACGUCCUUCGGGAAAGGAGGUGCACGUCUGCCUAGGGCCACGCAGGCUGCCGAUGCUGCUCUGGCAGAUCUUGAGUCAUGGAUGGACAGGCAGCCCUUGCGCCGGACCGCGCAAGCACCGGAGAAGCAGAAGGAUUUGGCCAAGCUCACGACCCAAGCCAAGGUAGCACGAGAAGCAGCGACCUCUCAGCGGGCGGCGGCAGAUCGUGAGCGUAACGUACAGCUUCAAGCCAAGCGUGAGGCUGAUCGGGCCGAAAGGGAUCACCACGCCAACGCCGAGAUCCUCGAGACGCUAGCUGACGAGAAGGCCGCGCACGAAGCUCUGCAGGAAUCAGAGGUAGCCAAAAGGGUUUCCAUUGAGGCAGAUGUGGCCGGAAAGAUGGAGGAGCACCACCGGGCCAGGGCUGUUCAGAGAGGAGAAGCGCGCCAACAGCUUCACAAAAAGGCGCAAGCUCAGCUCCAAGCAGCAAAAGCGGCAAGGAGGGCAGCAGCCGAGAGGUCAAACUUGCUGGUGAGAGAUGCCGAGCCAGCCCUGAAAGAGGUUGUGCGAAUGAAGAACGAAGCUCACGCGCAAAGGGUGGAGUGCGUGCUGCAGCUGAAGGCAGACACUGAGGCAGCGGCGGCUUUGAUACGCGGUGCAAAUGAGAGAAAUGCUGCGGAGAAGCUGCGGGAGGAGGCGGCGCAUGAGGCGGAGAAGGAACACUUGGCCGCCAAAGGCCUCAACCCAUACAAGGUGUUCAAACAACGAGCGGUGGACGCUCGGGCGGUGCGCGAGGAAAAGAGGCAGGAGACAAGAAUCCUACUGAGAAAGGAGGAACUGGCAGACCGGCUCAAGAAAGAGGAGGCCCUGCGGAACAAGCACGAUGCCAAAGUUAGAUCGGAUAAGGAUCAGGAGCAGAGAAUGAGGGAUGAGCUUGGGAGGCACGUCGUGGAUGCUCGGAACCGCGAGUACCUUCGAGCGAGGACGGUCGACGGCACGGACAUAUUGGACCCGUCAGGAAGGAGCUUCCGCAUUGAGGCCAGCCAGGUGACAACUAUUAAGGACGCAGCGUUCGGGUUGGGCUACCAUCCCAGGAAGACGCCAGCAAUGGCGGCUGCAAUGGUGGACCUUGUAGCGUCGAAGCCGCAACAUGCAGGGGUAGGACCCGGAGAAUUCGCGAGGUUAAUACCGCGGGAUCUGACUGACGCCGGUAGGGCCACAGGAAAUGAACCCUCAGACCAGGACGUCGGUGGAAGGAGAGCGGCCCCGAAUACGACAACGGGAAGGAACCAACCCCAGCACCAACCCCCGCAGAAACAGCAACAGCAGCAGCAGCAGCUACUGGAAGAUCUCGUUCCUCCAGCAGACAGAAAGAGUCUACCGGGAACUGGCAUUCCUUUCGUCGUGGAAGGGGAAGAGAUCGGAGAGACCGAUGACUUGCAACUUAGCAAAGGGAGGGAUGCUACUGCUAGCGGUAGUGGCAGGGGCGGAGGAGCGGGGCGAAACCUGAGCGUGCUUGAAGCGCGGUCGCUGCAGAAGGCCAGGGCGCAACAAAGGGAUAGAGUGGAUGUUGGAGAGCCGCAGGUAGCGGCCGGGAGAACCUUCAAAGACAGACCCUCGUUCGUGGCCAAGCCAGACCACGUGGUCUUCAAAGACUUCGUGGUGGGGAAGGUGCACAGAAGGCGAAUCGUGCUGACCAACGUGAGUCUAACGUUCAACACCCUCAAAGUGCUGGGGAUGUCAGACGAGGUCAACAGAUUCUUCGAGGUGACGUACGCGAAGCCAGGGCGAUUGUCGGCCGGAAUGACGUGCGCAGUCGACAUUGCCUUCACGCCGAAGGUGGAAGAAGACAUAUUCACGGAGCUGCCCAUUCGGACCCAGACGGGGCCUCUCUCCAUUCCGGUGGAGUGCACGGCCAGGAGAGUUAAGCCGAAGCUGUCCACUGCCCUCAUCGUGUUCCAAGGCACGGUUGUAGGGGAGAAGGAGACCGCGCGCGUGAGAAUUUCCAACGAAGGCGUACUGAACUCCCGCUUCACGGUGAAAACCGGAGGUUCCGCAACUUCUUCCACGUCCACAGAGGCGUUGACUUCUGCGGCCGUCGGGCACCCGUCCGGCGUACCGACCGCCCAACACAACGGAGGACGGCUUGAUGAAACGAGCGGUGACUGUGAACCGACUCCUGUUGUGCGGGCAGCAGGCACCCCAGUAGUCGAUCCCCGAUCCGAUGAAAAAUCAAGAGAGGCGGUAUUGCUCGCGAAGGCGUCUGCUGUCGGGGAUGCGGGGAUGAAAUAUCCGGAGGGACGAGGAGCGAUAGAGAUAAUGGAGGAGAGUGGGGAGCUGAUGGGGUAUGGGUCGGCCGAGAUUGUGAUCGUGUUUGCGCCGCUCACUGUCGGAGACUUCAAGGUGGUGAAGAUUCGAAUCUGCAACAGGGGGAAGAUAGCAAUGAAAGCCGUAGCUCGGGUACCCCCGUCCUUGCGCGGCUGCACCAGCUUCAGCCCAGACAUGGGCUUCGUUCAACCGGGGUCUUUCUUCGAGUUCGGCCUCCGCUUCCGCCCGGACCCAGAAAGCCUCGCACGGUGCGCACGAGACGGGUGGGGCAUCCUCGCAACAUCGCAUUCAGACAACAGCAGCAGCGACAAGGAUCACCCUCUGAGCCUCGAACACAAUUCCACUGUCGCCCCUGGUAGCGAGCAGCAACUGCUGCAGCAGCAAGGGCAUCGAGGGUCACGAAAGCCGGGCGUAGUCGCCGACGGCGAUGCGGAAUCUUCCACGGAAGGAAGCUGGGACCCGUGUGCUAAGACGGCUGAUGCCGGCGGUAUUAUCGCCAUCCCCUUGAGAUUUGACGUGCCCGGACAGGCGCUACCGGCCAGGGCUGUGCUGCAGGCUAGGCUGACUGGUUCCAAGGUAGAAGUGGGCUGCGGAGACGGAGAGCGCGGAGAAGGAGAGGGCGGGGUUGGUGGAAGUGAGGCCGUUGUUAACUUCGGGCCGUGCUUCGUGGGGCAGAGCGUAACAAGGAGAGUAUCGCUGAGGAACACCAGCCUUCUUCCGGCAAAAUUCGGUUUCAUUGGCAACCCGGCCGAGGUGGACCUUCAGCCCGCUGACGGCUUCGGUGUGCUUCUACCGGGAGAGGAACGCUGGAUUGAGGCGACAUUCAGCCCCCUGUCGUCGGUCUCGCACGUUUCCACCGUGUCGUUUCGGACGUCGCUGGGCCAAUCCACGUCCGUUAGGUGCCUCGGUUUCGGCGUGGACCCGGUGAUUAAGCUGAGCCACACGGUCCUCAGCCUGGCGCCGGCAUGCUCGGGAGAUACCGUGACAGCCAGCAUCUUCGUCAACAACGUAUCCGCGGUGGAGCAGAAUCUGGAGUUCUGCGUCCCAGAGCCGGAGAUCUCCUUCCUCAAGAUCUGCCCGAGCGUCAUACGUCUCUUCCCGAAGGAGGGAGCUCGAAUAGAGGUGUCCUUCUGCCCGCCACGUGUUCUCCCCUUUGCGGAGGCCUUAGGUGCAGCUGAAGAAAAAGAAGGCACAACUAACGAGGAAAAGAAGCAUGUAGAAGAACAGCAAAUUGACGCCGGGGCGCAGAAGAAAGGGCCCGGCGGCAAGGAUGCCAAAACGACAGAACCAAACAGCAAGUCCCCAGCUGCGCAGGCGGCAACGCAGAAAGCGAAAGGAUCUUCUGCCCCGGCAGCAAACAACGAUGAAGAGCUGGAACAGAAGUUGGAAGGAGAGGACAACGCCAAUGGCGCCGUCGCGGCAGUCGUCGAUGUUGUGAAUACCGCCCACGAAGUCCCUCUCUACGCCGGAGCUGUGGACGAAGGCGGAAGCACGAACGAUGACGGGGGGCACGAGGGAGGAGACGAGGAGGAGCCGUGGAGCCGGCACGGGCGUUGGCGGGUGCCUUGUUUCCUGAAGACAACGAGAGGCCACAGCGCUGGCGGUUCCACAGGGGACACAGCGGAAGCUUGUCUUCCACCGCUAGCAUUGGAGGUCACCACAGUUACGGUGGAACGGACGUUGUCGGUGGACCAGUCGCGAGUGGACUUCGGGCAACUCGCCGUCGGAACGAAGGCAGAGGAAAUUGUACGCGUGAGGAACGCCGGAGACGACGAUGCACCCCUGGAGGGGGGCGGUCUCAACUCUGUCGGCCCUUUUGAGGUGUUGAACGCUUUCCGCACGGUACCACGUCGAGGCGGAAGUCAUCGGUGUGUGCUGCAGUUUAGACCGGAGAGGGCUGGCAUCGUUUCGGAGACCCUCGUCCUUACGAGCCCAUCGCUGGGCAAAAGCAUUCGUGUCUGCGUGAGAGGAGAAGGGGUGAAGCCAGUGCUAAGAAUGACCCCUGCCGAUGGUCGUCUAGAUAUGGGUCAUGUGCUGGAAGGGGACACAAUAGAGCGAGAGGUGAAACUCCUAAACGACAGCGUGUUUCCGCUACGCUAUGCUACAGCACCCUUCGGCCCACGGCCAUCUUCGAACGUCAACCACCUCGAGGCAUUUUCGUUGGUACCAUGCGAGGGGGGCGUGCCUCCGGGUGAAAGCGUGACGGUCACGGCGAUCUUCAGCCCGGACUAUUCCCGUAUCUGGCCCUUCCUGGGAGCAUUUAGGAUAGAAGCGAGGGACCAGGUCUACCUUGAGGCUGCGCCACCGGGACAGAACCCCGGCGACCGUACCCCGGAGGCCACCGAAGACGCGCUAGACCCUCGGAAUGGGCUUUCCAACGGUGGUCGGGGGUCGACCGAGGAUGGAAGGUCGUUGCCGGCAUCGGCUGGGGUACAGUAG